This is a messenger RNA of Nerophis lumbriciformis (worm pipefish), 2934 nucleotides long. RefSeq names its product methylmalonyl-CoA epimerase, mitochondrial-like. NCBI's taxonomy places the organism in Eukaryota, Metazoa, Chordata, Actinopteri, Syngnathiformes, Syngnathidae. Gene Ontology annotation, biological process: L-methylmalonyl-CoA metabolic process. The record is from RefSeq and is a predicted model, not a curated record. Gene Ontology annotation, cellular component: mitochondrion. Gene Ontology annotation, molecular function: methylmalonyl-CoA epimerase activity.
GUUCCGCUUAAACAUGGCGUCCGCGGUUCUGAAGGUUGCUGUUUCCAGUCUAUCCAGAUGUGCUCCGCUCAUUUUCCUGCGAGCACAUUCGACCACAGCAUCCCUUCAUCAGAACACCCCAAGGUCGCUGUGGAACCUGGGCAAGCUCAACCAUAUCGCCAUUGCCGUGCCAGACAUGGACAAGGCCACCGCUUUGUAUCGGGAUGUCCUGGGGGCCACAGUAAGUGAACGGGUGCCUCUGCCCGAGCAUGGUGUCUACACCGUGUUCGUGGAGCUCGGCAACACCAAGCUGGAGCUUCUCCAUCCUCUCGGGGAGAAGAGCCCCAUUGCUGGAUUUUUACAGAAGAACAAGGCGGGUGGAAUGCACCACAUUUGCAUCGAGGUUGACGACAUCAGUGCUGCGAUCAAAGACCUGAAAGCCAGGAACAUCCGAACUCUGUCAGCAGAGCCGCGAAUAGGAGCUCAUGGAAAACCGGUGAUGUUUCUUCAUCCCAAAGACUGUGACGGCGUGCUGGUAGAGUUGGAGGAGGCAUGAAGCAGAUGAAAGUACUUGCUUUUUUAAUAUAUUGUUUUGGCAGUUUUCCAUAGAGUUAUGAAUUAAGUCAUUUUUGUGUGCCAAUCAAGUCCGCCCUGGCCUAGAGUUAGGGAUGUCAGGCUCACAGUCUGGAGAUUCGAAUCUUAGCCUGUGUGGUGAAUACCCAUUAACCACGAGAGCAGUGCUUUUUAAUAAUUUUUUGUCAUGCUCGCCGCCCUAGGGGACAUCAUUUUCUUCACGCCCCCCUUAAAUUGAAAUAAAAUUCACAACCUGUAUCAGUUGCUGGCACCAGCACCGACAUGCCACCCAGCUGAAUACAUGUCUGACACCUUCUCAUGCCUUUCCCACUAUAUAAGAAGUACUGGUCUAUUGAUUUUAACUUUUUAAAGGAUGUGUGUAUUUUAUGUAUGCAAGCCAAGGGCCAGAUCAGGUCCGCGAACAGGUUUUAUUCGGCCCGCGGGAUGAGUUUGCUAAGUAUAAAAAUGAACCUGAAAUGUUUCGAUGAAAGAAACAGCUGUUCUAAAUGUGUCCACUGGAUGUCGCAAUAGCAAUUCUUUGUAUCUUUGUAGAUGAUGCUACAUAUGUACAAAAUAAACCACGUUAGUACAUCAGUCGAGGAAAAAGAUUCAACUACAUAAAUAACAUCCUGUAAUUUGAUUUUGAUAUAUUUUUUUUAUCUUGAUUGAAAAUCAACACCAAUGAACAUUAUCACAUAAUUUAUUCAGAAAAUAUAAUUAACGACAAAAAAAGAUGAAAUACUAUUAACCGCAACAUGUAAGUGUAAAAAACACAACAACAUGAUUUGUACAUUUUCAGAAUGUGCUUGUUUUAUUUUUAAACAAAGAAAACAAUCUGAAGUUGUUUUUUUUAAGUAAUCGUGUCGUGAUUUUACCAGUCCGGCUCCCUUGGGAGUAGAUUUUUCUCCAUGUGGACCCCGAUCUAAAAUGAGUUUGACACCCCCGUUUUAGCGCAACCAAUAUACUUGGUCAUAUUUCCUGUUUGAGCCUGUUGAAUAACUUGAGCAGUGCUGCCACCCAGCUGGAGGCUUUUGUAUCGUUCAAAAAAGAAGAAAAAGACGCCAAUACUGGAAGUCUCUUAAGUCUCAAGUGUUUAUAAGUGGUUUAUUUGGAAGUUCCCAUGUUGCUUGAAAGGUAAUUUCCCUCAAAAAAUUUGAUUCUUAAAGACAAUAUCUCUAAAACUUGCUACCCAAGACUGUACAGUUAUUGGAUGAAUUAAGUAAAUAAGUCAAACAAUGUGAUCCAGUAUAAGAAACUGUUUCAACCCACAAAGAAAAAAGAAUCCUGAUAAACAUCUUGACCCUUGUUGAUAAAUGAGAUAUUAUAUAUCAUAUAUUAAGCAAACUAUGUGAACCACAAUUUAUGGAUAAUCUAUUCCUGGUAACUUUUGAUGUGUUACAGAUUGAGACAUGAAGUGAACAAAUGUGUUCGAAAUAGCACAGGGAUCGAAUUAAAUAUCUGCUUCUUUUGUCUCCUUUUUGGAUAGUUGGAAUGCAAAUGUGAGAUCUACACACUAACUGUAUGCAUGUUCAAAAUAAAUACAAAUAAUUUCCCUUAAAUCUGUCUGAAUCCUGGCAAUUUUGACCAGCACAAUACACUGACUAAAAAUGAGAAUGCAACAAUUAUUUUUGCUCCCAUUUUAUGAGCUAAAUUUCAAAUGUACACAAAAGGCCUAUUUCUCUCCAAUAGCCUUUUGUUGACAAAUCGAAAUCUGCGAGAGAAUCGGUUUCCUUUUGCAUUAUAUGGAUGUGCUAAUCUGAUUUUUAAAAAGUCAAGAUCUGAUUAAGGAAGUGGUUCUCAAGCUUAUUUCACCAAGUACAACCUUGGAAAACUCUUCUUGGUCAAGUACCCCCAUAACGACCAACAUUAACAUAUAGUAGCGUAGUAGGCCUAAAUAUUCAGGUUUUAUUUAACAAGUACCGUAUACAACAUUUUUUUGGCCACUAUAAGGUUACACACAGUUUGAACAGUAACACUUUGAAAAUAGGAAAAUAAAAAACUAAAUCACUACAGUGAUUAUUUUGGUGUACCACUAGAUGGAGCCAGUGUAUCACAGUUCAAGAAUCACUGGAUAUUUGAGUGCAUGUAAACAUACUGAAUACUGUAGACUACUUCUCCUUUGCUGAGUUAAUCCACUUCACAGGUGUGGCAUCUGUGUUAGUAGUCCACAGUACAUAUGCCCAUGAGGGUAUUCCACGGUCACAAUGUUCGACAUCAGCAAACCAGUAACCCACACGAUAUCAUUACCGGCUGCCAUAUAGUGGUCACCUCCCAGCCCCACAGUAAAACUAUAUUUUGUAAUGACAUAUUGCAGUGGUCAGCGUAAGGCACACCUGUGUCUAAAUCAGCACUUUGAUAUAACACACCUGGUGGAUGGACAAA